This is a messenger RNA of Aspergillus nomiae NRRL 13137, 743 nucleotides long. RefSeq names its product DUF1770 domain-containing protein. Gene Ontology annotation, molecular function: mitochondrion autophagosome adaptor activity. NCBI's taxonomy places the organism in Eukaryota, Fungi, Ascomycota, Eurotiomycetes, Eurotiales, Aspergillaceae. The coding region runs from base 1 to 543 and encodes 180 amino acids. Gene Ontology annotation, biological process: mitophagy. The transcript is spliced from 3 exons. The record is from RefSeq and is a predicted model, not a curated record.
AUGACUGAUCCAGCCCUAGGCAUCGCUGAGACCAUUCAAACGGCCUCUAUCAACCCGGAACCAUCCCCAAGCCAUGACAUCAAUCCUCCGACCGCAUCUUCGGAGAAGAAGCCUGUCGCUGAAGAUGCGCUAUCCGAGGCUGGCAGCAUCCCAUCCGACGUCGUGGACCCUCAUCGAAUGAUCAGACCCGCUCCAAGGCGGCAUAAUCUUCCUCCAAUGCCUGAUUUGCGCUUCGAACAAAGCUAUCUGGCCAGCAUACGGGGUGCUGAGACUUGGGGUCGUGUUGCAUGGAUCACCGUUCGAGAUCAGGUUCUUCUCCCUCUGAUCCAAGGUACCCUCUGGACCCUCGCUCUCUCCGGUUGGCGAUUCUGGAACCGCAACGCGUCUCUCAGUGGCCAGACAUUGGGCAGCAGAAUUCGACGAUGGUGGUACGAAGUAAAUAACUGGAAACUCCCUCCCCUCCCGUCAAUGAAGGACCGUAAGCUUGCUGCACAGGCAGAAGACUUCUAUAAGACUCAGUUCUCAAACGCCGGUGCCGACUAACUGAUUAAAAUAAAGUGCGAUUUUCCCGGAUUUUGGUUGCAUUUUAGGAGUUCAGGUUACGGCGUUACGAAUAUAGAUCACUUCGAUGGUCUGUCUGUAUCUUAUGUUUCUUAAGCCCACGGGUGCGCACAUUCAUGCACAGUUGGUUAAACUCUUGUAGACAUUUCAAUGGAGCUCUUCUCUUAGUAAAAAUGUUAUCG